CUGCUCUAAGCACACACUGUUCACUCCUACAUCUACACCCUCCACCAGCGUCUCUGCUCCACUUUCUCCUCCUGAUUCAUCUUGCAAACUAGUCACCAUGGUUUCUCAUAAAGAGUUUGUGGGCGCCGGGAAGCAGCCGGGGCUGCAGGUUUGGCGUAUCGAGAACCUGGACCUGAAGCCGGUUCCCAAGGCCCUGUACGGCAACUUCUACAGCGGGGAUGCCUACCUGCUGCUCUUCACCACUGCCGCACCUUCCUACAACAUACACAUGUGGCUGGGGAAUGAGUGUUCUCAGGAUGAGAGCGGAUCGGCCGCCAUCUUUGCCAUGCAGCUGGAUGACUUCCUGGGUGGGGCGCCAGUGCAGUACAGGGAGGUGCAGGACUGCGAAUCCAACACCUUUCUGGGGUACUUCAAAUCAGGCAUCAAGUAUCAGAAAGGGGGCGCGGCCUCAGGUUUUCAGCAUGUGGUGACCAAUGACAUGAGUGUGAAGCGCCUGCUGCACAUCAAGGGUCGGAGAGCCAUCAGAGCCACAGAGGUGGACAUGACCUGGACCAGCUUCAACAAGGGAGACUGCUUCAUAAUUGACCUGGGGAAGAACGUCUACCAGUGGUGUGGCAGUGAGUGCAACCGUUACGAGCGGCUCAAGGCCUCUGAGGUCGCCAUCGACAUCAGAGACAAUGAGAGAAACGGCAGAGCCAAACUGCACAUGGUGGACGAGGGGGAGGAGCCGGCAGAUGUCAUAGAGGUUCUAGGUCCUAAACCCACCAUUGCCCCCAGCACUACUGAUGAUGAGAAGGUGGACACCUCCAACAGGAAGAAGGGCGCCCUCUACAUGAUCUCUGAUGCAUCUGGUUCAAUGAAGGUUUCACCAGUGGCUCCGUCCAGUCCCUUCAAACAGGCCAUGCUGUCUCCAGAGGAGUGCUACAUCCUGGACAACGGGGUGGACAAGAACAUCUUUGUAUGGAAAGGUCCCAAGGCCAACAUGUCGGAGCGUAAAGCAGCCAUGUCUGCAGGUCAGCAGUUCAUCAGAGACAAGGGAUACUCCAAUAAGACACAGAUCCAGGUACUUCCCGCAGGAGCAGAGACAACUCUGUUCAAGCAGUUCUUCGGUGACUGGAAGGACAAGGACGAGACCACAGGCCCCACUAAGGCCUACACCAUCGGCCGCAUAGCAAAAGUGGAGCAGGUGCCCUUCGAUGCCUCCACCCUGCACUCAAACAAAACCAUGGCAGCUCAGCACGGCAUGGUGGAUGAUGGCAAGGGCAAGGUCCAGAUCUGGCGAGUUGACAAUGGUGAAAUAGCGCCUGUGGAUCCAUCAUCCCACGGUCACUUCUUUGGCGGAGACUGUUACCUCAUCCUCUACAGCUACAGACUCGGAGGCCGGGAGCAACACAUCAUAUACACCUGGCAGGGGCUGAAGUGCAGCCAGGAUGAACUGGCAGCAUCAGCAUUCCUCACAGUGAAGCUCGAUGACUCAAUGGGAGGAUCCCCAGUUCAGGUGAGAGUGACUCAGGGUCAGGAGCCUCCCCACCUGAUGAGCCUGUUCCAGGGCAAACCCAUGAUCAUCCACAGCGGAGGGACGUCACGCAAAGGUGGACAGUCGCAGACCAGCAGCACUCGUCUCUUCCACAUCCGGCAGAGCUCCUCCCGUGCGACUCGUGCUGUGGAGGUCGUGGCCUGUGCCUCCAAUCUGAACACCAACGACGUGUUUGUGCUGAAAUCCCCCAGCGCCAUGAUGGUUUGGCGGGGCAUGGGAGCCAGUGACGAGGAGGCGGCAGCUGCCAAACAUGUAGUGAGUUUCUUGGGUGGCAGUGCCAGCCAAGUGUCAGAGGGCAAGGAGCCAGCUGAUUUCUGGUCAGCUCUUGGCGGUCGAAAGGAAUACCAGACGUCAAGGAGUCUGCAGAGGAUGGUCAAACUCCCACGUCUGUUCGGCUGCACCAACAAAAGUGGGAGACUUGCUGUUGAUGAAGUACCAGGAGACUUCACUCAGUCGGAUCUGGCCACUGAUGAUGUCAUGAUCCUGGAUACCUGGGACCAGAUCUUCCUUUGGGUCGGAAAUGAUGCUAACGCAGAGGAGAGGAAUGGAGCUCCCAAAAUAGCAAAAGAGUACCUAGAGUCAGACCCAUCUGGUCGCAAAGGACUUCCCAUCACCACCAUCAAACAAGGAGCAGAACCUCAGACGUUCACUGGCUGGUUCCAGGCUUGGGAUACCAAGAUGUGGGAGACAGAUCCACUGGAAAGAAUCCGUGGUCGUUUCUGAGCGCAAAACUCCAGAACUCCCCCUCUGACGUCUUACCUGUCCAGCACUUCCUCUUGCUGCCGUGUUCAUCUUACCUCUAAAUCCCUAAGUGCCAAAACCAAUGUUAUUAUGACCGUCAUCCGGUUGAAUGGCUGCCUCUACGCCUUGGUCUUGGUGCAGCGCACAAGACUUCAAGACCUGGAAUGCACCACCAUCAGAAUUCAAAUGACUUCCUCUUGUAACAUCACCUGUAUCUGAUGGUGAAGUGGUUGGUUGCAUCCAACAGCUUGUCAUUAGCUUGUUACAUAUUUAGCAAAUCACCUCUGAGGCCCUAAUAUGAGUAGGAAAUAGGAAAGGAAGCCAUUUUAGACAGCUGGAGGUAUGAUCUGUUUCUCUCUGCUCUCUUUCACUUGUGUUCAGAGGACACCAUCAUACUCUGUCUCAACAUUCCCUUUGUUUUUCAUAAUGAGCUCAGUUUACUACGUGUGUUGUGUUCUAGCAUUGCUUGUGUCCACCAAUCAGAAGUUGCAUGGUGCAUUUUUUAUUCAUAUUCUGUGAAUUUUAAAAGGCGUUCAGUGGUAUGCACACGUGUUGGUUGUGUCUAUACUCUUUAUUAAAUUACUCUGAAAUGCUCAUGUGGACGGCUUUUAAAUAAAACUCCCAGGAUU
Molecule: messenger RNA, 2907 nt
Organism: Paralichthys olivaceus (Japanese flounder)
Lineage: Eukaryota; Metazoa; Chordata; Actinopteri; Pleuronectiformes; Paralichthyidae
Gene: scinlb
Product: scinderin like b
Biological process (GO): central nervous system development; actin filament severing; cell projection assembly
Cellular component (GO): cytoplasm; actin cytoskeleton
Molecular function (GO): phosphatidylinositol-4,5-bisphosphate binding; actin filament binding
Source: RefSeq, a predicted model, not a curated record